Messenger RNA from Anopheles arabiensis, 1069 nucleotides. RefSeq names its product ubiquinone biosynthesis O-methyltransferase-like. The record is from RefSeq and is a predicted model, not a curated record. Gene Ontology annotation, molecular function: 2-methoxy-6-polyprenyl-1,4-benzoquinol methyltransferase activity. Bases 88 to 975 code for a protein of 295 amino acids. The transcript is spliced from 2 exons. Lineage: Eukaryota; Metazoa; Arthropoda; Insecta; Diptera; Culicidae. Gene Ontology annotation, biological process: ubiquinone biosynthetic process.
GAGUCUACAGGACGGUAUCAGUCGUGUGUUUGUUUCAGUCGAGUUCAGGUGCUUCGAGAAAGGAUUUAUACUGUGCCCUAUCAAAACAUGGAGCUCCACGAAUCAGUGAUGCAAUCUAAUGGUGUCGUUAUCUUCAGGCUUGUGCUAGCCUUCUUUCGCUUUGUGCUGGUAAAGAUGUUCGAGAAAACUUCGAUUGCUUUUCUCAGCCUGGUGGAGGGUUUGUCUAUGAAAGGAACAGCCGAAGACGAUGUAGCAACGUUCGAUCAGCUUUCGAAGCGUUGGUGGGAACCGAACGGUCCCAUGAUUCUGCUACAUCGGCUGAACAAGCUAAGAGUACCCAUGGUUGUGGAAGGCCUCAUCAAGGUGGGCAAACUCGAUCGUAAGCAACGGUACACGACCGACGCACUGAAAGGGCUCAACAUUCUGGACGUCGGUUGCGGUGGUGGCAUCUACGCUGAGGCACUUGCAAAGCUGCACGCGAACGUGGUCGGCAUCGAUCCAGCACGCCACCUGAUCGAGGUAGCGAAAGCGCACGCCGAGGCACAAUCGGACAUCAAGGACCGGUGCCACUAUUACGAGCAAUCGAUGGAGGAACAUUGGCAGGGUGCAGCUAACAAGUACGAUGUUGUCGUGCUUUCGGAAACAAUCGAGCACGUGGUAGACAAGAGUUCGUUGCUAAAACACGUUGCAGAAGUGCUGAAACCGGGUGGAUCGGUAUUCAUCAGCACCUGGAACAAAACGAGCUGGUCCUGGCUGCUGGCGGUGGUAGUGCUGGAGAAUAUUAUGAAGCGACUGCCAAAGGGUUCGCAUGAUUACGACAAAUUUGUUUCGCCCGAGGAAACGGAGGCAAUCUUGGAGGCGUACGGGUGCCGCACAAUCGAGCAGAGACCGUUCUAUCUGAAGUUCUGGGAAAGCGAAUGGGUGUGGGUACCGUUCAAUCAGCUAACGUACGCAUUGCAUGCGGUUAAAGGAUAGACUGGAUUUGAUCGACACGUGCAAAAUGGAUAAAAUGAAAUUAAACUAAUUGCAGACAAUCGCUAAAUAUAUCAAAUCAAAUAACAUCAAAUAA